ACAAAAAAAAAUGAAGAUCUAAAUGUUGUUAAUACUAGUGGCAUUUAGUGUAUUAGGGUAUGCACUACUUGUUCCUCACGUUUAAUGUUCAUGCUAAUAAAUGAUAAAUGAGAAUGAUUGCAAUAAUAGGCCUAAUUGCGAAUGGAAUCCAAUAAGCGCAACGAAUGGAUAUUGUUAGCCAAAACCAUGCUCAUCCUAGAAUUAGCCAACAUGCCAAAAAAGUGAAAACUGUUACUACUAACCAGGAUAAUCAGGAUAAUAAUUCUGCUUCGAAAUGAACAACUGUAAUGAUAUUCAGCUAUCUACUGGUCAAACAUGCUAACAAGCUAAUGCAAAUUGUGUGUAAUCAAAUUUAACAAAAUCAUAAUGUAUAUCAGCAGGAUUUUCUUGCAGUACAUUAAGCUCAGAAUAAUGUUAAUCAGGAUAAACUUUAACAUUAGCAGAAGAAGGUCUAUGUUAUUGGAAUGGAUAAUCAUGUUAAGUAGUAACAAGUUGUGGAGUAUUAUAAUCUUUGGCUUAAUGUUAAAUGUUAAAUAAUGCUUGCUAUUGGACAGGUUAAGCAUGUGUUGUUUAAUAAUGUUCUAAUUAUAACAGUUCAAAUACUUGUACUUAUGCAUAUUAAAAUCCAAAGGGUGGUUCUGCAAUAUAACCAUGUUAAUGGAUUCCUAAUAAUAGUACUAUUACUAAUGGUACUUGUACAACUGCAACAGUAGAUUAAUUAUCAAUAUCAAAUUGCGCAACAAAUACUAAUAAUGUUUAUAGAUGGUCAUCUAAUUCCACUACUCCAGGAUUAGGAUAAUGUGCAGAAUGUAAUUCAAAAAAAUAGAUAUAUCGUAAUUAAUGUGAAUGCAAACAGUUAUAUUAACCACAAGAAUGUAUAAGUUCUCCAAAUUGUUAAUGGGUACCUGCUACAGCUACUUCGGCUGCUUAUUGUUAAUAAAACCAAUGUUUAAAUAUUACCAGCUAAUAGACUUGUGCAUAAAUAUAAGGUUGUUAUUGGAAUACAUCAGCUAAUCCUAAUGCCUGUACACCUUAUACUAGUUGUAAUGCAAUUGUAGGUUCAACUUCUUUUGCCUGCUUUUAUUAAUCAAAUUUUUGUCCUGGAUCAAAUGGAAAAACCUGCUUAAAUCAAUAAUCUUUAUAGACAUGUUCCGAAAUUAAAGAAGCUAAUAUUUGUUAUAAUUCAAUUGGUAGUGAUGGAUUUUGUACAUAUAGUACUUCAUCAAAAGCAUGUUAAGCUUUGACUUCAUGUACUGGCUUAACUCCAAGAUCAUAGUGUAAUUAAUUCAUAAAUACUUGUAUCUGGAAUACCAAAUCAAAUACAUGUUAAUAACGAUAAUGUUCUGACUUUCAAACUAAAGAAAGUUGUACUUUUGUUUAAAAUAAUUUAAGUGUUAAUGUUAUAAACAUUUGUACUUGGAAUCCUGAUACAAAAUAAUGUUAUGCUUAUGAUAAUUCAUUCGACUAUGAUAUUAAUACAUGCUUUAAUUCAACAGGAAGAACUCAUCAUUGGAGUGAACCAUCAACUGCUUCAAAAGGAUUAUGUUUACCUUGUCAUUAUUCCAGCGUAUUGAAUGUCAAAUCUAGUUGCUAAUGCUCUGAUUUAAUCAAUUAUACAGAUUGUGCAUUAUCUUCUCCAAAAUGUUUCUGGAAUUCUACUGCUACUACAAAAUGUCAAUAAUAAACUUGUGCUUAAUUAACAAGCUAAGGUUCAUGUGUUAUGAGUAAAUAUUGUUAUUGGAGUAUGACAAAUAAUUAAGCAAGUUGUCAAAGUAUUAGUUCAGCUAGUACAACUUGUGCUACUUUAAAAGCAAAUACAUAAUAAGAAUGCUUAAGUUAAUCUAUUCUAUGUGGAGGUAUCAAUAAUGGUACUUGUUCAUCAACCCCUAAUUCCUGUAGUGAUUUUUCAACAUUUUAUUAAUGUUUUGGUUCUGUUGGUACUGAUGGAAUAUGUCAAUGGAAUUAAAAUGAAUCAACAUGUACAGGUAUCAGUUAUUGUAACAUGAUUACAACUGAAGCUUAAUGUUCAUUAGUACUUAAUACCUGUUUUUGGUAAGCUUCAAAUUCUUCUUGCACUGCAUAUAAUUGUUCUAGCUUAUAUGCUUAGACUAAUAAUUGUAAUUACUAUUUAAAUACCCCAAAUCAAAAUUAUGAAGUUAAGAUAUGUUAAUUAGAAGGAACAGAAUGCAAUCCUGCAUCCAACCUUUCAAGUUUAACUUCAUCUAAUUGCUAUGCUUCAUCAGGAGGUACAGCUUUUUGGAAUCCUGAAAAAGAUAAUGGAACUUGCUCAUAUUGCUACAGUCAAUUAAUCGGCAUCCUUUUCAUAGUCUUUAUUUACAUGUUCUGACAAAUUCCAUUUAUAAAGUACAUCAUAUAAAC
Paramecium sonneborni is the source of this 2379-nucleotide messenger RNA. The record is from the annotation of a GenBank genome assembly. Lineage: Eukaryota; Ciliophora; Oligohymenophorea; Peniculida; Parameciidae.